UUGCAAAGAAACGAAGUUAGUCGCGCAUCGGGCGAGUUACUUGACAGACGUCCGAGUUGUUAAUCAUCUCGUUGCGUCAUUCUUUUGUGUUGAUAGUUGGGUUUUACGCCUCCGGCAGUGUGUAAUAUGUGGAGCGAGAGUGACGGUGAACGCGAGAACGAGAUCAUGAGCACCUCUACUUCCAAUUCGGAGGUAGUGCGCAUGGACGAGCGCGGCAUCGCGUGCGUCCCCGGGCCCGGCCAGCAGCCCACCAGUCUGCAAUUCAUCAAGUCAAAGGGCAUCCAUGUCGGGGACCAGUUCGUCUCUGUCACCCAGACGGUCCAUAACAACGAAGUGGUCAAAGGCCGUUUACUGGGCCUCGAGUUGGUGUCGGCAAAAAGCACACGCAAACUCCGCUGUAGCAUCGCGGUCUUCGUGUGUUGGGUGCUCGUAGUAGCGUCGGGCCUCGCGUUCUUCAUCUUCCAUUAUGUCUUAGCCAAGAAAUUGCCUCUAGAUCUAGAUAUCCACGAGCCUUGGUACCUGCGUCGUGGAGAUUGGCAGGCGAUGCUGCCAUACAGUCGAAAAUUCUUGAAUUUACCAGUAAAAAACGUCCUCAUUGGUCACAGCGCGACCGAAUACUGCGACGAGAAGUACGCUUGCAUAAGGCUUAUGCUGGCCAUCCAGAAUGAUCACUUGAGACGAGGGUGGGACGACAUCGGACCCAAUUUCCUUGUUAGCGGUAACGGAAUAGUUUUCGAAGGUCGAGGUGCAGAUGUUUUCCCUGUCAUGAUGGUAGACUGGAAUCGACGAAGCAUUAUGAUUAUGUUCUUGGGAGAUUAUAGAUACGACGCGUCGACUAUCGCGCAGUUUGAGCACGUGAGUGUAUUACUCGAGGAAUUGGUCAAGAAACAAGUACUGACCCCUGACUAUACGGUCUGGGCGAGUUGUCAACUCUCACCACAUACCAUCAGUCCAGGAAUCAAAGUUCUGGAGCGGAUGAAACUCUUCGAACAUUGGAAACAGACCAAUGUAUCUUUAUGUUUAAAAUCAUAUUUGCCCUUUCACCGUUACAUUUGGAAGGUCCUAAAGAACACCAGCAGGACUGAGAGAGUGACGUGCGCAGCCGCAUUCGCCGCGCUGUUGACGUGCGUCACACUCAUAGCGUAUUUUACGGCCGUCGCCAAAGCCCCUUCAGAAGACUCCAUAGACAUUGCUCCUCACGAGUGGAACAUUACGCGGGACAUGUGGCUCGCGGCAGAUGCCAACAACUCGCUGAAGACAACAGACUUCGAGCCCUUGCGGCUGGUGAUCGUGCAACACACGGUCAGCUCCGUCUGCCAUCGAUUCAUCAUAUGCGCCGCCGAACUACGCACGCUGCAAGGAUACUUCCUAAAGAACCUCAAACAUGACAUACCGUACAAUUUCAUAAUUGGCAACGACGGCAGAGUGUAUGAGGGGAGAGGUUGGAGCGUGAUCGGGGCGCAUACUCUCGGCUACAACUCCUGCAGCAUGGGACUCGGCUUUAUUGGCGACUACCGGGAGGAACUUCCCGCACAUGCCGAAGUAACUCCCCUUAUGAUGGAGAGGACCCAGAUGCUACUAAAGGACGGUGUGGCACGAGGAGUCCUACAUCGUGAUUUCAAGAUAGUCGGCGCGAAGGACCUGAGGCACUCCGAUAGCCCUGGAUCCAAUCUCUAUAACGCGAUCCGCCAGUUGCCGUACUACGACCACGAAAAUAUUUUCCAUGGAAAGAAUUGUGAACAAAUUCGCGCAAUGUUCCAAGACUGAUACACUUAACCCAAGGCGCUAGUAUUCGCUAGUAAACCUAUUUACUUGCACGUAUGAUUGCGCAUCACGGAAAACCGAAAUCAUUUUUAAAGACUUAAUAUUAUUUCAUGAUGGGUUUGCCAACUGAAAUAGUAAAACUAUAUUAAAUUAUAGAACAUUUAUCGAAUUAAAUUAGUUUUACGUGGGGAAUUUCUUUAAUACUUAGCUAUGUAUUCUUUUUUUUUAGUAAUUAAGUAAGUACUCGUAUAUCUUAUUCAAAAACUCUUUUGUGAUAGAGGUGGCCAUAAAUGUGUAAAGUAUAAUGCAAACCUAGUCUUUCCGUCUAUUUAAUAAUCAUCACAUAAUUAAAUAUAAAACGAAUAUUAUAUAAAACGUAGACUGAAUAUAAAA
Molecule: messenger RNA, 2157 nt
Organism: Manduca sexta (tobacco hornworm)
Lineage: Eukaryota; Metazoa; Arthropoda; Insecta; Lepidoptera; Sphingidae
Exons: 7
Coding region: 127-1767 (546 amino acids)
Biological process (GO): peptidoglycan catabolic process
Molecular function (GO): zinc ion binding; N-acetylmuramoyl-L-alanine amidase activity
Source: RefSeq, a predicted model, not a curated record